AUGACCUCUCCUCUCCGCCGCCCGUCAAUGGUCGAAACUCCCAGCGACCUCGACCUCCACCAGUUACUCGUCCCAACUCCCACCAACGAUGUACCUCCCUCGCACCAUUCCUCGUCCGCUUCUUCCGGCCCGAGUAGCGAUGCGGGCUCCUUUGUUAUUCCCGACAGUCUGUCUCGAAGCAAUUCGGUCUUUUCCUUCUCCAGAGCGUCCUUUAGCAGUCAACUGGCCAGUCUGACUUCCAUCAACCUACCUCAGGCCGAGUUCCUUGCUGCCACGGUCACAACUCUACCCACAGCUCGCAAGGCUGUCAAGGCACUGACAAGCGCGGCAGAGCAGAUACAAUCAUGGAUCAAGAAAGCGCUGAAGGUCUUGGAAAACCUCGAUGCCGAAGAAGACGUGGAAUGGGCAGCAGCUGCCGGAAGACUAGGAUUGGACGAAACAGACAAAAUUGUCAACACAUUCGAAGACUUAAUAAACGUCUAUGUCAUCUCGAUCGAGGAGCUACAGGGGCGCCCUGAUAUAGGCGAUGCGAAACCCGAGGACCUACAAGGUGUUGUGGAACAGAUGGAGAUGACUCUUGAAGGUUGGGGUAAUGUGCGUAGGAACCUCAAAAAGAUACAUGAGCAGGUCGAGCUGGCUAUGGAGUGGGAGGAAUUGUGGGCAAAGGUACUUGGGGAUGUCGGAACAGAAAUGGACAGUCUCAGUCAAUUGGUGUUCGAGAUGGAAGAAAAACGGCAUGCUGCGUAUACGACACAGACACAAGCAGGACCCAGUCAGAACAUCGAUUUGAACGAACUGGAAAGCUUCAUUGACGAGCCAUCUCAGAAGAAAAGUACGCCGAAUUCCCGCUUCAGCCUCCCGCCUUUCGAGUCCUCGCCGCUCGGGUCGCCAAUCAUCGAGAAUCCUCAAGACGAGUCGAAUUUGCUGGCUCUCUUCGCACGCAUGCAGCCGCUUAGGGCGUCCCUCGACUUCCUUCCGAUGAGACUAUCAAUGUUCCAGACUCGGGCUGAGAAGAUCUUUCCAAAUGCUUGUCGGGAGCUUGACGAUAAACGGGAUCGUUUGGAAAGGAAUUGGACUGAACUCUCCAAGGAGGCUGAGACUCUACGACGCGAGUUGAGUGAAGACCGCUGGGUUAUUGUCUUUCGCAAUGCUGGCCGCCAAGCACAGAAGAUGUGCGAAUCUGUGGAAAGAAGCAUCUUGAAAGUGCAAGAAGCAAUUCAUGAAAAUCACCAGGCAAUCAACCCUGCAGCUCUAGCAAAGCGGAUCGAAAGCUUCGAGGCUAAGAAAAUGCACUAUGGUCCAGCAAUAAACCGAGUUCUGGCGAUUAUUCAAAAAGGGCUCAAAGAUCGCCUGACUGUGAAUGGAGAAAUUCUCCGUUUGCAUAAAGAUCUCUCUUCAAGAAUAAGAGACUUGACAGACACCAUGGAAGAUCUGGAAACUCUGCUUGAGCCUUUCAACACACGACAGAAUUCGAAACUCCGAGAGUCGAUCUCUAGCAUCGUUUCGGCCGAUCGUUCGUUAUCGAGCACAACCUUUGCUGGAACGCCAGGAAGCUCUCCGCCUUCAUCGAUUGAUUUGCCUCCUCAGUCGAGCCAAGGGUCCACGCCUAAAUACGGCCUCAACGGGUAUACCAAGCAGAGGACUCCAUCUUCAGGCAGACCUCCGCCUCCCACACUCUCCAAUAGGCGGUCGUCCAUGCUUCCGCAGACAAGGCGUCCGACAACACCGAUGUCUCAUGCCGGCAGCAGUACCAUCAAACGCGGAGUAUCGCCAAUGCCGGGCCCCCCAUCCGUCUACCGCCAGGGGGUGUACACUCCGCCUGUAGUGCCUGCUUCGCGGCCAGGGCCGACGCCAUUACCAAAUAAACCGAGGUGGUCCGCAGUCGUGAAGCCAAGCGACAACACUUUGGCGCCUUCAUACCGUUCCUCCACUGCGACAACGCCGUUGACGGCACGAAAAUAUACCCCACGUUCGAUAUCAUCGACCACAGCUGUACCAUUGAGAAGUCCGCUCAGCCGAGAGGCAUCUGCGUCCCCUUCGUCCAUGCUACCGACUCUUGCAAGGAGGGAAAGUCAGCAGUUCAAGUCAUUCGCCGAGCGCGUAGCAGACCCCUCUCCGGCAAGGACAAGUGGCCUGAUGGACCCGGUUCCUUAUCAUCGAGGUCGAAACGUGAGCGCCCCCGGGGCUGGUACAAUAAGGUCACCCUCUUCCCUUGCUGUCCACAGCCAGCACAAGCCGACUAUGAGUGGAAUGUCGAUCUCAAGGCCGGCGUCCUCGCUCAAUAGAAGCUAUGGGCGCUCUGCAGGCAUUUCGUCACGGUCGCUCAGUCAUGGUCCCGCAGUGGAGAAUCAGUUUGAUAGUCGAGAACACCCUCUCCCCAGUGUCGAGGACUUUGACAAGUCCAGCGAGAUAGGGGAAGAAGAUGAUCAGGUCACGGAACCAAAUUCGAGUCCGUUGUCCAAACGAACCAUUACCAGACCCAGCAGUGUUCUCGCAAUGAGCGGAAAGGGAAAGAGAAUGUCACUACUGCCUGUUCCGAAGGGUAACGGCAGACAAAGUUCACUUGGGUCAAGGAUUUCUUGA
Molecule: messenger RNA, 2583 nt
Organism: Exophiala xenobiotica
Lineage: Eukaryota; Fungi; Ascomycota; Eurotiomycetes; Chaetothyriales; Herpotrichiellaceae
Exons: 1
Coding region: 1-2583 (860 amino acids)
Biological process (GO): establishment of spindle localization; nuclear migration along microtubule; mitotic spindle orientation checkpoint signaling
Cellular component (GO): mating projection tip; cell cortex; spindle pole body
Source: RefSeq, a predicted model, not a curated record